AUGGAUUACGAUGGGCGUCUCUUGAGGUUGUUCUUGCUGUUUGUCUGGGGAUGUGUGAUAGUGUCCGCUGGACGAGCGCCCUCCACGCUGGCAUCACUAGACACCAACGCAUUCACCACUAUCCGCAAUAUCGACUUUCCGGAACACAGUGUACGUAUCAAAAGGUCGACGAUUUGCCAAUCAGAACGUGCAUAUACUGGCUAUAUCGAUAUAGGAGCGAAGCACCUCUUCUUCUACUUCUUCGAGAGCAGGAACGCCACAUCCGUGGAUACGAUCUAUUUCACGAAUGGAGGACCUGGCGGCUCCUCUUCAAUAGGCCUAUUCUUUGAACUCGGCCCGUGUCUCAUUCGUGAGACGGUCGACGGACCUAUAAGAAAUUCAUUAUCUUGGUCAGAGCGGGCGAAUCUCCUCUUUGUCGAUCAACCCGUCGGCACUGGAUUCUCUUACGCCGAGCCCGGAGAAUAUGUUGAUACGACACCCCAGGCAGCCGAGGACAUCGCUGCUUUCAUGGCCAUCUUCUUCAACAGAUUCACCUCGCUACGCGGUGGGAAGCUUCAUGUAGCUGGCGAGUCGUUCGGCGGUCGGUUUGCUCCCCUCAUCGCGGCAGCGGUGUACGACCAAAAUGCGGUCCUUCAAGAUAUCGAGGGCAUGGACCCGGUUAACCUCGACUCCGUCAUCAUAGCAAAUGGAGCUACGGACCUCAUCGCCACCUAUGUGUACGCGUACGAGACGCUCUGCACAGACAUCAUACACGGACAACCCAUUAAAAUGGGCAUCUCUACUUGUUCUCGGAUGCAAAAGGCGGCCCCGCGGUGCAUGAAAUGGGCUACCGCGGCAUGUGUCGACACCUUCGAUCUCAUGAGCUGCGAGGCCGCCCAACGAUUCUGUGUUUCAGAACUCUUCGAUCCAUUUCAAAGCCUCGGUUAUAGUGACUACGACAUGGCCAAGCCCUGCCCGAGUAACGACCCUGAAGCGCCACCUUGCUAUAACGAGCUCCUUGCUAUACAAGAGUACCUCAACCUCAGUCAUGUCAAAAUGGCUCUCGGUGUAGACACGGACCACGUACCGACCUAUACUCCCGUGGCUUUGGGUGUCAGCGCCGCUUUUCAUGCAAGUGGGGACGCAUACAAGGAUUCCGUUGAUUAUGUCGCAGCUCUCUUAGAACGCACCGUCAGAGUGCUCGUGUACACGGGUGAGCACGAUCUACUGUGCAAUUGGCUCUCUGGUGAUGCGUGGACGCGCCAUCUGGACUGGACGGGCCAAUCAGAUUUCAACGAUGUUCCCCUGCGUGAAUGGAUGGUGGAGGGUGAAGUGGCCGGUCUAGUGCGCUCUUCAGGAAUCUACACGUUCGCGACGAUUCGCGGAGCGGGACAUAUGGCACCUCACGACAAGCCGAAAGAAUCCUUCGAGCUGAUCUCCAGGUGGUUAGCGAAUACACCAAUAGUUUAG
Molecule: messenger RNA, 1449 nt
Organism: Peniophora sp. CBMAI 1063
Lineage: Eukaryota; Fungi; Basidiomycota; Agaricomycetes; Russulales; Peniophoraceae
Source: the annotation of a GenBank genome assembly